Messenger RNA from Phycodurus eques (leafy seadragon), 3109 nucleotides. RefSeq names its product serine/arginine repetitive matrix protein 2. The record is from RefSeq and is a predicted model, not a curated record. The transcript is spliced from 7 exons. The coding region runs from base 515 to 2899 and encodes 794 amino acids. NCBI's taxonomy places the organism in Eukaryota, Metazoa, Chordata, Actinopteri, Syngnathiformes, Syngnathidae.
ACGGCCGCAGUGCUGCUGCUGCUGGGGGGGUGGGGGAGCAGCUGACGAUGCUGAGGGAGGAGGAGGAGCAGGAAGGACGCCUUUGUGGUGUGGUCGCUUCUAUUUUAAGCCAGCUCUGACCGGGCCAACAUUCGGUGGAUCGUCAAGAAGGCCCACGGCGAGGAUGAAGAUGAGGAUGAGGAUGAGGAUGCUGCCCACCCUCCGCCAGCUGUGAACACGAGACAGAGGCGACAGCAUCUCGGCAUCGAAUAAGGUUGUUUUUCAUUAGAGUGGACAAAGACACCUGCGGAGCCUGGACUCAUCCACAGAAACGUCCUUCAGUCUCCCGGGCGUCAUCACGAGAAGGCCCGCGAGGGGCCUCGAGGCGCGGAGGCGUUGUUGCCGUUAUUGCGCUUUUGCUGGAUGAAAUAUUCCGAGCAAUGCUGCUCGCUUGAGGGACUAUCAGGACGACGUCGAAGUGAAGCGCAUCGCUAUCUGUAUUGCGAUUACUAGCGAGAAGCGAGAACCUCUCUCGAUGAGGCUCACGUGGAGCGCCAUGCUGCAGCACAACAACAACAACAACUACCCGUGCCAGGAGGCGGCCCACCGCGAGGCGCCCCUCAAGUGCGCCUCGGCCUCCCGGCUGCUCCCCGGCAGGAUGGAGCUGGGCCUCGGGGACCUGCCGCUCAUCCGGGGCCUGCGGGCCUGGGCGCUGUGCUCCAAGAACCGGCAGAAGGCCGGCGUCCCGGCGGGCGGCCGACGAGCACCGGUGACACCGCCCGCCGGUCGGAGGACGUCCCGUCCCGGACAGGCGGGCGUGGACCCGAGCGGGGCGUGGGGUUCGGGGUACGGCCUCCCUCGGGCCGGGGCGGGCGCCCUGGUGACGGUGGCCACUCUGAAGACAUCUGAAGGCAACGGGAAGACGCAGACUCAGUGCCUCUUUCUGCGGAACGACAAAGGAAGUUAUUCGUACGCCGCAUCCGGGGGUACAAGCGGGGCCGGGGGGUGGCUCAGGGGGAAGUCAGGUACAGGUACCGGGCGGCAAGACAUUGUUUCCGCUCUCCAAACACAGACCGCGGCGAGCCGGGUCCGAGCGCGCUCGGGCCGGAGAUGGAGGAAGUCCGGUCACCCGGUCGGCCGAGAGAAAAGACAUCUUGAUAAGGAAGUCUGCGAGAAGCAGGAAAAGCUAAGCAAACCCGCUCCGCGGUGCCUCGCCAAUCCCGAAGAGGAGGCCUGUCGGGAACACGGAGGACCGAGGGGGACUCCCGGACGGCUCCAGAAUUGGUCCGCCGAGGAAGGUCCGAGGACGACCAGUCACGCUGCCAGCCAAGACGACAAAUCUGACGAGGAAGUCACAGUGAAACAGGAAGAGCUAGACAAAGUGUGUCCAGACUGCCUCAGCAGUCCCCAAGGGGAUGCCUGUAAGAAAAGCCGAGGACCAGGGGGGAGUCCCGGAUUCCAUCAGAUCCCUUCCGACGAGGAAAGUCAGACGAAGUCCAGUCACGUGGCCAACCGAGACGAAAGACUUCCUGAGGAGGAAGUUACUGAGAAACAGGAAGAGCCAGACAAAGUCAGUCCGGAGCGCCUCGCCAGUCCCGAAGCGGGAGUCGGUCGGGAAAGCGGAGGACUGCGGAGGAGGCCUGGAUGCCUUCGGAAUGCUUCCAAUGAGGAGAGUCCGAGCAGAGAAGGCACUCUGAGUGGAAUGAAGGGGGAGUGGGAACAGACUGCGGAGGAGGACGAGAAGGGGAACGAACUCUGCCGGAAUGAUCCUUGUAUUUCAGCGGGGCCCAACCCGGACCUGGAAUCUUCUCGCUCUCACGCGGAAUGUGAGGGCGGAAAAGACUCCGUAAACAUGACAAAGAGACCGGAUGAGGAAGAGAGCACUAUCCGGGCGACUUUUGGUCACACCGCAGCCACGAGCAGAUGCCCCGAGGCCUCCCAUACUGCAGGGGGCGGCGCUUGCCAAGAUGAAGGUUGCCAGGUUGGGAGAGCGCUCGGGAACAGCGACAAAGCUUCCAACGGGAAUUUGCGGAGGGGAAAGGAGCUGGAUUGGGUGCCAAAGGAGUUUGUGCGUGGAUGCAUGCCAACUCCCGCCGGUCCCCGCCCGCGUAAUCCCACGCCCUCCCCGCCCCUGUCGGCCACCGUGGCGACCGGUCGGCCCCGCGCCGAGGCAGAAGAAAAAGAAGGAGGCAAAGACGGCGCUGCGCUGGAAAGCCGGGACAGAAAACAGGAGGAAGAGGAAGAGGAAGAUGAGUUCGGAGGGUUCAUGCAAGCGGGCGGUGGAGAAGAGUGCGGCCAGGGCGGCGCCGUUUCUGCCCCGCUGCCUUGCGGGAGCUCAGCGGCGUUCGGGAGCAGUGCGGUCUCCGGGGAGUCGAGCGACCGGAGGCCCGCCCGGGCGGGAAGCCCGGACGCCCGGACGGCCUUUCGUCGGGACGCGGCGGGACGGCGGUGGCCGGACGAGGGGAGGACGCACGACGAGGCGCUCGACCGCCGACUGGCGCGUGUCUUUGCCACGGCUUUCCCCUCGCUGCCCACCUCGGCGCCCCGCCUCCCUGCCGACGUCAUUCCCACUUUGGCGCAGCUCCUCGAAAGCAGCAGUCAGGAGCAGCGGCUGCUGGACGGCUUCCGCGACGUCGGCAAAAUGUCCGCCCGGAGAUACAAACGCGGCGGCGGCGGCGGCGGCGUGUCCCGAAGUCUCCUGCUGAGCUCGCUCCGAGUCGAGCAGCCCAACGCCAUCAGCAAAUGUGAAAAAGGAGCCCCCGAGGCCAAGUUCACCGGAAGACACGAAAUCGGGCGGCCACAAGUUCUGUCGAGCUUAUUAAAGAUGAUGAGGUGUCCGAUGGACCCUCUUGUGGAAAAACAAAACAAAAAAACACACACAAAAAAAGGAUGGGUCUGUAAAAUAUUGUCAAAUGAGUAACUCUAAGCCGGCGUCACUCCAAACGUCAACAUUAUUAUUUGUUUAGACGCAGUGACUUAGAUGGUUGCAAGUGUACCUAAUGAAAUGCCCAUUGGGCCCUUUUGUGGGAAAAAUAAAAAAGAACAAUAUUUUCGCAAAAUAUUGUUCACUGAGUAACUUUAAAAUGGUGUUAAUGUAAAAAAAAAAAAAAAAAAAUUGGUUUGGACAGAC